GACUAGAGGGACCACUACUAUAAACACAUCUAGAGUCCCUGCGAGAGAAGAAGUCGUUGUUUUUCGCCAAGUUUGAGGAUCUUUUGCGGCUGUUUUAUUUUAUUAUUUCUUUUACGCUUUUUGUGCUCCGUGAAAAACUCUGAAAACAGACAGAAAACUUGGGAGACGAGGCAGCCACACGACAAAAAUUGCAACUUUUUGCUCUGAAAGUUGCGCUCAUAUGAUUUUUGUUCUCCACAUGGGAACUUGAACGUAUUUAAAAGUAAAAACUACAUACGGAUUAUCUGUUUGCUGUGAGCUUCAACGCCGUCGAGCGACUUUCUCCAGCGGGGAGCAGAAAACGACAUGUAGCGCAGGAUCAAGGCACCCGUUCAUGCUCUUCCUCUUCCUCAUUGUCCUCCUCCUCCUCCUCACCGGACAUCUUUGGGAAUGGGCCAGCGCCUUGCCAGGGUGCAUCUUUCCACCCGGUGGUGUGGCUGGCGCCGUGCGAGAGUGAGGAGGGCAGCGGCCAGGUCAUAGAGCCCGCCCACCCCUCGCGCCGCUUGCGUGGUCCAAAGUGACUUUUGACCUUUGACUCAGUUGUGACCUACAGCCAGCCAUGCCCUUCCGGCUGAAGCUGCGGCGCACGCGGCGCUACAACGUCCUGAGCAAGAACUACUUUGUGACACGAAUUCGCCUGCUGGACAGCAAUGUGAUUGAAUGCACUCUGUCAGUGGAGAGUACGGGACAAGAAUGUCUGGAGGCAGUGGCCCAAAGGCUGGAGCUACGGGAGACCCAUUACUUCGGGCUGUGGUUCCAAGGAAAGAACCAAGCCCCGGCCCAUCGCUGGGUGGAGCUGGAGAAACCCCUCAAGAAGCAGCUGGACAAGUUUGGCAAUGAGCCACUGCUCUUCUUCGGAGUUAUGUUCUACGUGCCCAGUGUUUCCCGGCUGGAGCAAGAAGCCACCAGGUAUCAGUAUUACCUGCAGGUGAAGAAGGAGGUGUUGGAUGGACGUCUCCACUGCACAGUAGAGCAGGGGAUCAGACUAGCUGGCCUAGCAGUACAAGCUGACUUUGGAGACUUCACUCAGUUCAUGUCUCAGGACUUCCUCAGAGAGUACGUGCUCUUCCCAGUGAACUGGCCUAAUGGAGACGAGGUGCUGGAGGAGUGGACCCAGAAAGUCGCUGAGGAGCACAAGAGUCACUGUCGAAUGCAGGCUGCUGAAGCAGAGCUGCUGUACAUCAAGGAGGUGGAGAAACUGGACUUCUUUGGCCAGGAGAGCUUUCCUGCUAAGGACAACUACACCAACGAUAUUUUCAUUGGUGUGUCCUUCAUUGGGGUGUUUGUCAAACACAGAAAUGGCAGAUCCAUCAUGCUCCACAAGUGGAAGGACAUUGGCACCAUAGCACACAACAAGUCUGCCAUCACAGUGGAGAUAACAAGCAGAGACGACACCAUCAUUUUUCACAUGGAGGAUAUGGAAAUGGCCAAGUACAUCGCUCGUCUUUUCACGGCCAGACACAAAUUCUACAAACAGAACAAGAUCUGUGCAGAGCCCACUCACUCACCUGCACCAAUCAGGAGGAGACCCACUUGGACUAACCGCCGAUCUCUGCCGCGGCCCCAGUCCUGUAACUUCCAGUCAAUGCAUUCCCAGUAUGGAGAGCAUUAUCAGGACACUCAGAGCUCUCAAGAUAGCAUCUUCCAUGACGACCCCUACUACAAGUCUGAGACCAGUCUGGACCGCUGUCAGGUGGACUUUCCCUUCCGAAAUGGUACCGUGCCCAAUGGAAGCAUGUACAGCAGCCCUAGCCUGAGCUCCCUCAAUCAUUCCCAGACUUUUGUUCCGCCCUCGCCCAUGUCCUCCAACCUCAGCAUCCCCGGCAGUGAGCUCAUGCGCCCUGACUACAUCCCCAGCCACCGCCACAGCGCCAUCAUUGCUCCGUCCUACCGGCCCACGCCAGAGUAUGAUGCUGUCAUGCGGCAGAAGCGACGCAUGCUGCCGGCUCAUCAUGACCUCCAUAGCCAAUCUCUGCGCAGUCUGAACAUUAGUAAUGCGUGUGCUUACCGCCAGCCUGAGGCUCUGGUAUAUAGCCAACCAGAGAUGAGGGAGAGGGGCCCUUAUCAUGGCCUGGGGCCCAGCCCAGGACCAUACACACCGCAGAUCAGCUAUAGUAAGCCAGUGUCCCAUGGCCCUCAUCAGGGAGGACCAGCCAGCAACCAGGGCCCCUGUCAUUCACCCUGUGUAAAUGGAGGUGGAGGCAGUGGUGGGGUUGCGGGUGUAGGAAGCUCCAUCUCUCACACUGUCAGCACACCUGAGCUGGCGAACACCAAACAACAGGGCACUAAUGCGGGAAGCUAUGCAGCUACAGCUAACAUGCUGAGAAACCACAUGUCGCGCCCUCCUCCACCUUACCCUUCCAGCUCCUUCCGCCCGGCCACCAGCACCCCGGACCUGGCCAGUCACCGUCACCGCUGCAUUGGGGGCAGCAGUCCGGAGCUGGUUACCCGCAUGGUGCAGCUGUCAGUCAAGACUUUCCAGCCGGACAGCUCGGCUGUGGUGCACCAGUCCUUGCAGGAGGUUAGUGAACCGUUAACUGCAGCUGCUAAGCACCGCUCCACCCUGGGCAAGAGACACAGCAUGGAGGUAAUCAGCAGCAUGAGAGGAGGUGGAGGAGGAGGGAUGGAGGGUUUGGUGAUGAAGGGCUUGAAUGCUCCCCUUCAUCGGAGGAAUACUCUCAGAGAACAUGUGAUGCCCCCCCAGCCUCAGUCCAUUCCUCAGCCCCAGACACAAAGCCCUCAGCCACAACCCCAGCCGCAGCCUCCACCUCCACCUCAGCAGCCACAGGAGUUGCCCAUGCAGAUGCCUGCCCAGAAAGCACCUGAGGCUUCUGCAGCUCCUGGGCCGGUAGCCUACCAGCAUCAAAAGACUCUCUCUAAUGCUACCAUGCUCAUACAUAGUAGUGAGAGUGAAGAAGAGGAGGAAGAGGAAGAGGAGAGGCCUGAGCUGGAUGUUCAGAUCCCAAGUCUCAAUGAGGACAUCAGCAUCAGCGCUCAGCUGCAGGCUGCUCUGGCCAAGCUGCCUAACAAACCCCCUCCAGAGUACCCUGGUCCUCCUAGACCUCCUAGCAGUGCUCAGAUCCGCACCCACAAUCACAACCACAUUCACCACCUCAACCAUAAUCAAGGACUACAGAGCAACCAGGGACCAAUGAACCCAAACCAAGCCCUGGGCCGAGCGCUCAAAACUGGGCAGAGCUCAGGUGGUGGCGGUGCAGGUGGUAGUGGUGCAAAUGGUGGUGGGACACUGACCCGGGGGGACCAAGGAGGGGUGAAUGGAGCGGUUUUAGGUCCAUCCAUUUCAGAACCGGACCUGACCAGUGUGAAGGAGAGGGUGAGGAAGGAGCCAGUCAAAGAGAGGCCGGUGUCAGAGAUGUUUUCCUUAGAAGACAGCAUAGUGGAGAGGGAAAUCGCUCAGAGGACGCUGGAAAGACAGAAGAUGUCUGUGGACUCCAUGAAGAGACCGCUGAUGAUGGCCGCCCUCAAUGGCCUCUACGUGGCCCGAAUGCCUGUCCCUGAGAGUCCUGUGCAAGAAGGGGCCAAAAGUGCUACAGACGAACGGUGUAAGACCUUGGAGUUGAAGCUGGAAGAGGAGCGGGUCUUCACUGAGUAUGAGCAGGUUCCCAAGAAAAGGGCAGACUGUGUUCUCACAACAGCAACUCUGCCCGAAAACACAGAGCGCAACCGUUUCCGUGACGUUGUUCCGUACGAAGAGAAUCGGGUCGAGCUUGUACCAAACAAGGAGAACAAUACGGGCUAUAUCAAUGCCUCGCAUAUGAAGGUGAUGAUCAGAGGGGAGGAGUGGCACUACAUUGCCACCCAGGGUCCGCUAGCCAACACCUGCGCAGACUUCUGGCAGAUGGUCUGGGAGCAGGGGGUCAACGUCAUCGCCAUGGUUACUGCUGAGGAGGAGUGUGGCAGAUCCAAGAGUCACCGCUACUGGCCCAAACUGGGCUCCAAACACAACUCGGCCACGCAUGGAAAGUUUAAGGUGACCACCAAAUUCCGCACCGACUCAGGCUGCUACGCCACCACAGGGUUAAAGGUCAAGCACCUGCUGUCCGGCCAGGAGAGGACAGUCUGGCACCUGCAGUACACUGACUGGCCUGAGAAAGGCUGCCCCGAAUAUGUCCAGGGAUUCCUCUCCUACCUAGAGGAGAUCCAGUCAGUAAGAAGACACACUAACUCCAUGCUGGACACCUCAAAGAGCCUCAAUCCACCUGUGGUGGUGCACUGUAGUGCCGGGGUGGGUCGCACCGGAGUGGUCAUCCUCACUGAGCUCAUGAUUAGCUGCCUGGAGCACAAUGAGCCAGUGGAGGUUCCCACCAUGUUGUCGGGGCUGAGGCAGCAGAGGAUGCUGAUGGUGCAGACCAUUUCCCAGUAUAAGUUUGUCUACCAGGUCCUCAUCCAGUUCCUCAAGAACUCCCGCCUCAUCUGAGCCCCGGGUUCCUGACAUUUGACCUUACAUGAGGAGGCAGGAUGGCACCAUAUAACAACAACGGUACUUCAAAUUAGCACGAGGACUGCUACCAACCAAUCAGUUUUACUGAUUGGUUGGUAGCAGAGUUUUCUGUUUGGCAGUUUAUGUUUAUGGAAAUUUAAGUAGAUUUUCAUACAAACUCGCCUCUGGGGAGGAAAGGAUGUGUGUAGGCCUGUAUAGAAAGAACAUUUCUCCUAAUAAGUGUAUUCAGAUGUUCUUUUUCCCCCUGGGUAAUAUUUUUGGACCUGGUCCUUCUGUAUGGAGAGUGCAUGUUUGUGAGUCAGCUUGAUUUGCCUGCAGGUGUGAAUGUGUUAUUGAGAAGUCUUUGGAAAUAUCUUGAGAAAUCUAAUGUCAGUUUCAGUUUACCUGCUACAUUUCCCAUUCAGCCAUUAUUAGAAAUGGCACUAUGCUGCAUGAACAGUAGGUGGCAGCAGUAUUAUUACUAUUUUCUAUACUCUGAAAGAGUUUGCCAGACAAAAGUAUUCUUUAAAUCACUGUUCUAAAAUGUUCAUUUUAUUUUUAACAGAGUAUUGAUUAAUACAGCAAAUAUUUACUUCAACAUUAUAACAAAUGUUUUUAUUUAUUUAGAUUGUGGUCACCUUUGCCAUUGAACGGAGCAUUGAGAAGCAUGUUGAUCCUUGUCCUGUCAACUUACUUUCCUUCUUUUGAACUUAAUCUUUACUAUAUUUUUCGGAAAGCCUUCCUUGUCAGUGUCAAAAAGAUCGCUCCAAAUUUCCUUUUGCAGUUGCCUCAUUGGAUACAAAUCUAUUAAGAUCCCUCCUCCACACACACAGUAAAUUCUCACAGUUGCUUGUUUGCUUGUUAUCACAUUUCUUACCUAAAAGCAUUUAAGUCUAUAAGCUGUUUGUCCAAUGAAUUGGAGACAAUUUAAAAUAUCAUUUCACUCUUUGCAUAUGCAGUCACUAGAGAAUUAUGUCCUUAUAUAGCAAAUACAGCAUCAUUGUGCCUUAUUGAAACAUGAAACAAGGGGAAGUUGCCUCGCUGACAUCUCUAUCGUUGUUAUGGGGCUCUGGUUGGGUUUUCCUCCAAAGAUUAAAUCUUUAAAUCCGUAUUUAAUAUUUUGUGUUUUGUUUAAAGAACAACUCCAACAUUUCAAAUAAUUUACCUAAUUCUCAGUUAAGGAUUUGGCAGUAAGAGAAUGCUGAUGUAUUGGUUUAUUUUUUAAGGAUAAUAGUGUAAAAGUGACACAACUAAGAAAAGGCAGCCGUUAUAAUAAUCUGAUCCAAACCAGGUAGAUUUCUAUGUUGCCAUUCCUGUUCAUAACAUUACAUUCUGAAGAAUUUCCUUUUACAUGUUUAGUUAAAUGUACUUUUUAUUUUUCUGAAUCGUAAUGCAGUCAGCCAUGUCCAGAGUAACUUUGUACAUAAUGGGCAUGUGAGAAGAUUUCUAAAAAUGUUUUAUAUAGUCUCUUUUUUUGACUUGGUACCCUAAAAAUACCGCAACAUAAUAAACUAUGCAUGCAUUUUUAUAUUUCAAUGUAUAUAUUCUCAAAUAAGUCUAAGCUUUAUGCUUUAAGUGUUUGUUGCACUUCUGUUCUCUUUGUGACAGUAUUUUCUCAUACUGCAUUCCACUGUUUGUUAUAUUUAAUUUUUCCCCUUUUUGGCAAAACUACCAGAUACCUUUCAAAGUAUAUGUACAUAUGUUUUGUAUAUGCGUUUUGAGUACAUCAAGUUGUUUGUUUUUCUCUACCCUUGUAUGAAGCUGUCGUACUUGCUUAUUAUGCAAUAAAGCCUUAUUUUCUUUAA
Molecule: messenger RNA, 6285 nt
Organism: Micropterus dolomieu (smallmouth bass)
Lineage: Eukaryota; Metazoa; Chordata; Actinopteri; Centrarchiformes; Centrarchidae
Product: tyrosine-protein phosphatase non-receptor type 14-like
Exons: 20
Coding region: 599-4477 (1292 amino acids)
Biological process (GO): protein dephosphorylation; lymphangiogenesis
Cellular component (GO): cytoskeleton
Molecular function (GO): protein tyrosine phosphatase activity
Source: RefSeq, a predicted model, not a curated record